Molecule: messenger RNA, 462 nt
Organism: Malus domestica (apple)
Lineage: Eukaryota; Viridiplantae; Streptophyta; Magnoliopsida; Rosales; Rosaceae
Product: indole-3-acetic acid-induced protein ARG7-like
Biological process (GO): response to auxin
Source: RefSeq, a predicted model, not a curated record
AUGGGUUUGAUAACCAAAACCUGGAAGCGAUGCAAAUCAAUAGGCCGGGGUCGUCCUACUAAUAUUCAUGGAAUGGUGCCUGCUCUGACCACCAAGAGCAAGUCAUGCCCGAACAUCAACCUCGGGAUACCCGAGGAAAAGCGUGCGACCAAGCGCCAAGUGGCUCCUGAAGGCUGCUUUACAGUCUAUGUCGGAUCCCAAAAGCAAAGGUUUGUGGUCAAAACGGAACACGCAAACCAUCCUCUCUUCAAGAUGCUACUCGAAGAAGCCGAGUCUGAAUUUGGGUAUGACAGUCGAGGUCCCCUUGUGCUUCCUUGUGAUGUUGAGAUAUUCUACAAGGUUUUGAUGGAAAUGGAUGAUUGUGGUGACCAAAAGGUUCCUCAAGGGUGUGGCUUGGCUAAGCGUUAUGGCUCUUACCAUCUUCUUACCCCGUCUAGGAUGGUUGCCAUCAACCAGUUCUAG